Oryzias melastigma (Indian medaka) is the source of this 4731-nucleotide messenger RNA. RefSeq names its product DNA-binding protein SATB1 (gene satb1b). The transcript is spliced from 13 exons. The record is from RefSeq and is a predicted model, not a curated record. Gene Ontology annotation, biological process: chromatin remodeling; regulation of transcription by RNA polymerase II. Gene Ontology annotation, molecular function: DNA-binding transcription factor activity, RNA polymerase II-specific; RNA polymerase II cis-regulatory region sequence-specific DNA binding. NCBI's taxonomy places the organism in Eukaryota, Metazoa, Chordata, Actinopteri, Beloniformes, Adrianichthyidae. Bases 1250 to 3820 code for a protein of 856 amino acids.
CUGAUAAACUUAUUGCAUAAAAGCCACAGAAAUAAAAUGUUAUCACUUUAAUUUAGUUUUGAUGGUGUAAAUUAUGGGAUGUCUGUAGCGGCGAUGGGAUUUGGCAAAAGUUGGGAAAGACUGCGGCUGCGCGGAGUGACCUCGUGGUUAUGAGGUCAAAUAGUUCCUCUCACUAGUUUGGCGGCGAAAGUAAAAAAAAUCAAUUUGUGAAAGAGAAAAGUGUCAAAUAAAAAAAGGGAAAAAACAACACACACACGCACGUGAGUAAAUGUUGGCGCGCGCGCGCGUGAGAGCAUCUGUGUGUGGCCGGUAAUAAAUGCAGGACCGCCUCACUCUAAUCAAGCUGAUUAAAAAUUCCUGCGCGCACAGCCGGAAAUCGCAGCGUAGACGCACGUGCGCGUUUAUUUACGUGCGUCGUGGACUUUUUCCCGCCCGACAUUGAGUGAAAAUAUCACGUUUCGGUAGAAAAAGCUCCCGUUUUGGCCGUUUUGUUUACCCCCCACCCCCUUGGAUGAAGUGGGAAGGAGAGGGAAGCGCAGGCGGCGGCAGCAGCGCGGAGAGGGGGGAGUGAUGAGUCAAUACAACUAAUAAUUUAAUGGGGACAGAGACGGAGGGGGGAGAGGCAGAAAGAAAGAGGCACUCCGUCCGGACGCCCCGUCAAACAGGACGCCUCCCUCCCACUCACCAGCCACCGUCGCCGGCGGCUCCUCGUCCGCAUCCUCGCUGAGCCGAUUUUUUCCUUCCACACGGGAAAGUAGACCGCACUUCUCUUUCCUCCGUUUUUUGACCCCCGCUUCUCCUCGCGAACCUGUUCGGCUCUUCGCCGCCGCCGCCUGUCAGCGUUCGCUCUCCGGCGAGCGGAGCCGCCGUCCGGCUCACCCCCGCGGUCGGAGCCUUUCCUCGGCUUCCCCCCCUCCGCUGAAUGUGGCGGAGUUAGCUAACGCGGAGAAGAGGACUCCCCCCCGGAGCAUAUUUACCAAUGUUUGCCGGUCGCGGUGCUGCUCGACCCGGGCUGUUGUUGAAUCGCGCCGCCGGCAGCCGGAGCGUCUUUUCUGCGGAGCGUCGGCUGUCAUGAAGACGUAGAGUGACACCGGAGCCGGGACUUUUUUUUUUUUCCUAUCAAAUCUUUUAAAUUGAUUUUUAUUUUUCUACCCUGGCCGAACUUGAAGCAGUCUCCCCGGAGGUGUUCAUGCCCCCCGCCGCUGAAGUGCUGCGUCGCAGGUGAUAGUGAGCAGAGGCGCUGAGAAGGAUGGAGCAUCUCAGCGAGACGUGUUUGGGCAAGGAGAACUCUGAGCUGGUCAACAGCAUGGCGGAGGCCAAGGCCCCGCCGGCCAAGCUGCCCCGGCUGGAGCAGAACGGCAGCCCGCUGGGGCGGGCCCGGCUGGGCAGCAACGGGGCCAAACUGGCGGGGGUCCCGUACAAGCCCAGCGGCCACCUGCUGAAGACCUUCCACAAGAGAGGCAACAUGCUGCCGGUGUUCUGCGUGGUCGAGCACUACGAGAACCCCAUGGACUUCGACAGCAAGGAGGAGCACGCCGAGUUCGUCCUGGUGCGCAAGGACAUGCUGUUCAACCAGCUCAUCGAGAUGGCUCUGCUGUCGCUGGGCUACUCGCACAGCUCCGCCGCCCAGGCCAAAGGUAUGAUUCAGGUGGGGAAGUGGAACCCCGUCCCGCUGUCAUACGUGACGGACGCGCCGGACGCCACCGUGGCCGACAUGCUGCAGGACGUUUACCACGUGGUCACGCUCAAGAUCCAGCUGCACAGUUGUCCUAAGCUGGAGGACCUGCCGCCUGAGCAAUGGAGCCACUCUACAGUAAGAAACGCCCUCAAGGAGUUACUCAAAGACAUGAAUCAGAGCUCUCUGGCUAAAGAAUGUCCUUUAUCACAGAGUAUGAUUUCCUCCAUUGUGAACAGCACUUACUAUGCAAAUGUGUCGGCGGCGAAGUGUCAGGAAUUUGGGCGCUGGUAUAAACAUUUCAAGAAGACAAAAGAUAUGAUGGGCAUGCGCCAACCCUCCCAGCUGGAGGGCUACCUGGGGACGUGUGUUCUCCGUGAGAGCCCGCGUGCCAAUGCACUAGCGGAAAUGGACGGCUUGUCCGACCUCUCCCCUCCCGGCUCCAACCACAACCACCUGGGCUUCUCCCAGCAGCAGCCCAUCCCCGGCAGCACCGCCGAGCAGACCCCGUCCUCGCCGGUUCCUCCCCUGCCUCACGGCCCGCCGCCGCACGCCGGCCAGACGGCGAGCCGGCAGCCCCAGCUCCCCGGCCUGCACCACCCGGGCCUGGUGUCCACGCCCAUCAGCCCCCAGCUGGUCAACCAGCAGCUGGUGAUGGCACAGAUCCUCAACCAGCAGUACGCGGUGAACCGGCUGCUGGCGCAGCAGUCCCUGUCGCAGCAGUAUCUCAACCACCCGCCGGUCAACCGCAGCUCCCACAGCAAGCCUCUGGAGCCGCAGGUGGCGUCCAACACCGAGGUCUCCUCCGAGAUCUACCAGUGGGUCAGGGACGAGCUGAAACGGGCCGGCAUCUCGCAAGCCGUCUUCGCACGGGUGGCUUUCAACAGAACCCAGGGUUUACUGUCGGAGAUCCUCCGUAAGGAGGAAGACCCCAAGACGGCGUCGCAGUCGCUGCUGGUCAACCUGCGGGCCAUGCAGAACUUCCUGCAGCUGCCCGAGGCCGAGCGCGACCGCAUCUACCAGGAGGAGAGGGAGCGCAGCCUCACCGCCGCGUCCGCCAUGGGCUCCGCCCCCCUCAUCAGCACGCCGCCCAGCCGGCCCGUACAGCCCCGCCGCGACGACUGCAACAGCAUCCGGCCCGAGGACUGGAACCCGCGCAUCCCCGUGGGCAUUUCACCUGUGAAACCGUCGCCGCUGCCGAGCGAGUGGAACGGCAAGACGGAGAGCUGCAUCCUCAACAUCAACUCCACCAUUUAUGACGAGAUCCAGCAGGAGAUGAAGAGGGCCAAAGUGUCGCAGGCGCUCUUCGCUAAGGUGGCCGCCUCCAAGAGUCAGGGCUGGCUCUGCGAGCUGCUGCGGUGGAAAGAGGACCCGUCUCCGGAGAACCGGACCCUGUGGGAGAACCUCUCCAUGAUCCGGCGCUUCCUGAGCCUGUCGCAGGGCGAGCGCGACGUCAUCUACGAGCAGGAGAGCAGCGCCGGGCAGCAGCACCACGGCGAGCGGCCCACGCACCUCAUCCACCUGUCUGCCGACCCGCUGCAGACUCCGCCCACUCAGACUCAGCACCAGCCCUCCCUGUCCCUCCACCCGUCCCAGCCUCUGCUGUCCCAGCAGCCCCUGCAGCAGCAGCAGGCCACCCCGGGCCCACGCCUGCCGCCCCGCCAGCCCUCCACGGCCUCCCCCGCCGAGACGGAGGACGAGGGCAGCCGAGGGGGCAGCAUCAAGGCGCGCCCCAGCGGGGGCAAGAUCUCCCUGGAGGCUCUGGGGAUCCUGCAGAGCUUCAUCCAGGACGUGGGGCUGUACCCCGACGAGGAGGCCGUGCACACGCUGUCCGCCCAGCUGGACCUGCCCAAACUCACCAUCAUCAAGUUCUUCCAGAGCCAGCGCUUCUACGUCAACCACCCCGCCAAGCUGCCCAAGGAGACCAGCAACAACAACAACAACAGCAGCACAGUCAACAACAACAACACAAACAGCAGCAGCAGCAGCAGCAGCCCCGCCUUCGACGAGGAGCUGACGGACUUCAGGGAGAGCGGCGAGCUGCUGAAGGAGCUGGACGAGAGCACGCAGACCAACAGCACCAUCUUCUCCAUCAAGCUCGAGGAGCAGCUGAGCCGCGCCGCCGAGGCCGAGGUCAAGGAGUAGGCCCCGCCCCCACGUCCGAGCGAGGCGAGUUCUCACACUGGAAACCGUUUCAGGUUCAAGAACUGCUUUUGGAUUUUGUAAAAGUUGUAUCAUUGACUGUAAAGACUGCCGCCCCGUCUCCGUAACCUGCACAAACCCCGUAUGUUGCCGUGAAUAUUUGCCGACUGCACUCCAUGUUUGUUUUACACUGACGUCUUUUGAGCUACUGACCCGACGGAGAAGUUCUGCCGGACUCUGGAAGAAUCAAACUGAAGGACCGAGGCCUUAACCCUGCGGAAUCAGGUCAGAGUCCGACCAAUCACAGCCCAGAACAGCUCCGCCUCUUAUUUAUUAGGGAAGAAAUAUAAAUAUAUAUAAAUACAUAUAUAGACAUUAUAUUGUAACUGUUACAAAACAUUCUUAAAGAAACUAUGCCAACAAAUGCCUUGUACUAUACGGCACUGCCGACGUUAGAUUAUUUUGCAAAACCUCGGUCACUGUAACUCUGAGACGCCACACAGUCAAAUGUGAUGUUUUUUUGUCUGACAUUAUUUAUUUUGACGUAAGAAAACUUGAGUUAUCGUCACUUUUUCUUUCUUUGUUCGAUUCCGCCAACUUGUUUUCUAUUUAUAAACGGCAAAAGUGUCUUAAACGUUUUCAAAAGAAGAAAUGUGCUUUAAAGAUCGCCUCUAAAGUGCUGUAUGUCGAGCAACUCAUGCUACAAGCUUCACGAUCGAUGUCGUAUGCAACUCUUACUAUCAUGCAAAUAAGCUUCAAGGAUGAACCUGUAGGACACCUUAGAGAGAAACAUAUGCAAUCUGUGUGGAACCAUGUCUGCCAGCGUCUUCCUUUGGUACCGAUCCUGUGUAGAAAGCCUGUACAAAAGUCUCUGUUUUUUUAUCCGUUCUAAAAAGAAUCAAAAGUCACCGUUA